This is a messenger RNA of Amaranthus tricolor (Joseph's coat), 559 nucleotides long. Its product is annotated as 30S ribosomal protein S8, chloroplastic. NCBI's taxonomy places the organism in Eukaryota, Viridiplantae, Streptophyta, Magnoliopsida, Caryophyllales, Amaranthaceae. The coding region runs from base 1 to 405 and encodes 134 amino acids. Gene Ontology annotation, biological process: translation. The transcript has a single exon. Gene Ontology annotation, cellular component: ribosome. The record is from RefSeq and is a predicted model, not a curated record. Gene Ontology annotation, molecular function: structural constituent of ribosome.
AUGGGUAGGGACACUAUUGCUGAUAUAAUAACUUCUAUACGAAAUGCUGACAUGAAUAGAAAAGGAACGGUUCGAAUAGUAUCUACUAACAUCACCGAAAACAUUGUUAAAAUACUUUUACGAGAAGGUUUCAUUGAAAAUGCGAGAAAACAUCAAGAAAGAGAUAAAACUUUUUUGGUUUUAACGCUGCGACAUAGAAGAAAUAAGAAAGGGGCUUAUAGAAAUACUUUCUAUUUAAAAAGGAUCAGUCGACCUGGUCUACGAAUCUAUUCUAACUAUCAACGAAUUCCUAGAAUUUUAGGUGGAAUGGGGAUUGCAAUUCUUUCUACCUCUCGAGGUAUAAUGACGGAUCGGGAAGCUCGACUAGAAGGAAUUGGCGGAGAAAUUUUAUGUUAUAUAUGGUAAUCCCUAGAAUAUUAAUAUCCGAAUUGGAUCCAAUAUUUCCUAUUUGGGAACAAAAAAAGAAAAAAAAAGGCUUGUCUAAUAUCACUCCUCUAUUAGUUGAUACUUUAAGGGGGUUUUAUCUGAAAUGAAAGAACAAAAUGGAUUCAUGAAGGUU